AUGGAGCCAUCAUCGACACCGGCGAGCGCGCCAACGUCAGGCGCGCGUUGCGGCGAGGGGCAUGCAGGGCAAAGACGCGAGAAGUCGCCCCCACUCACCAGUUUAUUUGCUCACCAUCCGCUUCAUUACAAGUAUGCGCUCACGCGCAGUCGGUGCCCGUCUCUGGAUGACGGCUACCAGACGCUAGAGGACCAGCUGCGCGUGGAGCGGCAGUGUCUGCAGUGUUAUUCCGAAAUGCUGCCUGCCUUGGCGCCACACCCCUCCUAUUUGCCGUUGCAAGACCCCCCGCCCUCCUCAAGCACGCCGAACAAAGAGCAGCAGCAGCAACAGCAGACGCGAGACGCAUUGGCAGCAGACAGAGACAUGGAUGAAGACAGCAUGCCGAUUGAGGACAAGGAUUUUUUGUGGUCGCGCGCAUCCCGCCGCGUAGAGCUUCAGCGAAGCCGCCACAUCGCCUUCCUAGGCAAGCGAUUGGAAGUGCCCUUCUCGGCAAACAUGAUGGAAUUGGCUGCUUCUCGACCUUGGCUAAUCUACUGGAUGGUUCAUGGUCUCAGUUUGCUCGACGCGUUCCCGCGCGACACUCACGCGGACAGCAUCUUAGCUACGCUGGACGUCUGCUGGGAUAAGGCAGGAGGAGGCGGGUGGGGAGGAGGUGCUGGUCAGCAAGCCCACUUGGCAUGCACUUACGCUGCAGCUGCGACGCUCGUUGAGGCAGGCCUGGUGGAGCGCUGGCUAGAAGGCGAGGAGGGAAGCAGCAGAAGAGAAGCCGUCUACAAGAUCCUCCUGAGUCUCAAGAGCGAAAACGGGGGCUUCAUGCUGCACAAAGAUGGGGAAGUAGACAUCAGAGGCGCAUACUGUGCUAUAGCUACAGCCUCGAUGCUGCACAUGCUGACGGAGGAGUUGACGGAUGGCCUCGCCGAAUACGUGGCAUCUUGCCAAGGGUAUGAUGGUGGAAUUGCAGGCGAGCGAGGGCUUGAAUCUCAUGGCGGCUACACCUACUGCGGCUUGGCGGCCCUGUGUAUCACAGGCCAGGCGGGAGCUCUUGAUUUGGAGAGUCUGUUGCAUUGGGCAGCCUGUAAACAGCUGGGAUUCGAGGGCGGCUUUCAGGGACGUACAGCGAAGCUGGUGGACUCGUGUUACUCUUUCUGGCUGGGGGCUGUAUUUCCGCUGGUGGCAGAGGCCUUGCGGCAGCUGCGGCGGGAUUACCCAGUCACACACUGCUGGAUGUCAUCGCAGCAUCUACAGCAGUAUAUUCUCUGUUGCUGUCAAGCACCGAAGGGCGGCAUAGAAGACAAACCUGGCAAAGGGGCCGAUCUCUACCACACGUGUUACGCCCUCUCAGGUAUGUCCAUCGCGCAACAUGCGGCCGCUCAGGGGGAGUUCGGAAAGCCGCCUUUUGUGUUUGGACGGCGCGCUUCCAACCUGCUAGAAAGCACUUGCCCCUUUUACAAUGUCUGUAGCAAAAACGUGGAAGCAAGUCGGGCUUACCUGCUCAAAAUAUCGCCGUUCGAAGCUCCGGAGAGCAAGCAACGAGGCCACGAGGGUAGAGGCCCCACCCUGCAUGCUGCCUGGGUUGCAAAGUUUCCGCGAUUUUCGCCAGCUGGCGACGAUGGGGAGGGGGCGGAGUGGGCCGAUCCCGAGAGCGAAGCGGAAUCGAUGUGA
This is a messenger RNA of Cyclospora cayetanensis, 1662 nucleotides long. RefSeq names its product protein farnesyltransferase subunit beta. Gene Ontology annotation, cellular component: protein farnesyltransferase complex. The transcript is spliced from 7 exons. NCBI's taxonomy places the organism in Eukaryota, Apicomplexa, Conoidasida, Eucoccidiorida, Eimeriidae. The coding region runs from base 1 to 1662 and encodes 553 amino acids. The record is from RefSeq and is a predicted model, not a curated record. Gene Ontology annotation, molecular function: protein farnesyltransferase activity. Gene Ontology annotation, biological process: protein farnesylation.